UGGUCCCUGAAGGUGCUGGCUCGUCUGUGCUGGUCCCUGAAGGUGUUUGCUCAGCUGUGCUGGUCCCUAAAGGUGUUGGCUCAGCUGUGCUGGUCCCUGAAGGUGUUGGCUCAGCUGUGCUGGUCCCUGAAGGUGUUGGCUCGGCUGUGCUGGUCCCUGUAGGUGUUGGCUCGGCUGUGCUGGUCCCUGUAGGUGUUGGCUCGGCUGUGCUGGUCCCUGUAGGUGUUGGCUUGGCUGCCCUGGUCCUUAAAGAUGGCAGUUUGGCUGUGCUGGUCCCUGAAGAUGGCGGCUGGACUGUGCUGGUUCCCCCUCUUUCUGGUCCUGACCCAGGCCAGCGCCUCUUUUCUGGACACGAAGCAGCCGAUCAUCUUCCGGGAUAGUGACCGCAGCUUCGGACAUCAGGUCGCACAGCUGGGACAAAGACUGAUCGUGAGUGCCCCCCGCUAUCAAGUGGCAGCAAAUAAAACCGGUCGGAUAUAUGGCUGCGAUCCAAGGACCACAAACUGCUCUCCGAUCCCCAUCACUGGAUCUGAAGAUGAGAUCGAUAUUUCUCUUGGACUCUCAUUGGCGGCUCGGGAGAAUCCUGGUCAGAUACUGGUGUGUGGACCGACCCUACAAAAACCCUGCGGACAGAACGUCUAUGUCAAUGGACGCUGCUACCAACUGGACCAAAGCCUGAAUGUACAGAAGUCGUUAUCUGCUCCUCCACCAGAGUGCGGUCUUGAUGUUGUGUUCGUCAUCGAUGGUUCGGCCAGUGUUGGAUCCUAUAACUUUGAGUUAAUGUUGAAUUUCGUGAAACAAAUGAUUUCAUCCUUGAGCAACACAGAUACACAGUUUGCAGUGUUACAGUAUUCCCACUAUAUCACAGCACAGUUCAAGUUCAGAAGAUUUCCCUCCAGUUCAGACUUGAAUACUGUGAGAAAUAUUAAAUUUCAGGAUGGAUAUGCCACAAAAACCCCGACUGCCAUCCUGAGUGCUGUGGAGAAGCUUUUCAUCCCUUUGUCUCGUAAGGACUCUCGGAAACUUCUUAUUGUGAUCACAGAUGGUUUGUCAAAUGACAGAGAUGUUAGAUUUUCUGAUGCAACGUUAUUGGCCAAGUCAUUUGGGAUUCAACGCAUUUCCAUUGGGGUGGGAAGUGCGUUCUCCAGUGGAGUAGCUAAGAGAGAAUUAGAUAUUAUCGCCUCAUCCCCUGACAACGUCUUUCAGGUCAAUGACUUUUCUGCUCUGGAUAAAAUUCUGAAAAGUCUGCAAGAGAAGAUUUUUGCUAUUGAAGGUACUCAGUCUCUCAGUGGACAAUCCUUUGAGUUGGAGUUUUCUCAGGAGGGAUUCAGUGCAGUCCUAACAUCACAUUCUGGCUUACAGCUUGUUCCACAUCGGCUCAAGGGCUUAGACAAGGAAGUUAGCAUGUCUCAUGUAUCAGACAUAGAGGAAACUGCGUCUCUGCCAGAUAAUGUGGAUCAGCAAUCCGAGCACAGCAUACUGUCACUUAGAGCAUGGACCAUCCUCAAGGUGACGGCAGAGUUGCACAGGAGAUACAUUCCAUACUCCGCUGCUGAACUCUUCCGUCUCCUGGCAGGUCCCAGUCAGGAGACAGCACCUCCGGACACUAUUCAAACCUCCUUGUCACAAUUGCAUGUCAUGUUAAAUAGUAUGUCAUCAUCCAACUCAAGAAUAGAAUCCAGGUUGGAAGCUGUUGAGAAUAGAGAUACACCUACUCCAGCUUCGCAGGCCAAUCCCACUCCUAGUACUGCUCAGACUAGCAUGCCAGUAGCAGCAAACAAGGUUGAGGGCCCAAGUACUGAGAUCGCCUCUCUGGGGUUACGCUUAGACACAGUAAAGAUGCAAGCUAGUCUCCCACAAGAUAAGCUGCACAGGAUCGGGGCCCCUGAUCAAGACAGCACUGUUCGACUAGGCAAAGAAGCUCUAGCUGACUUAGCUAUGUGGGAAAGAUUCUUGUCCCAGUGGAAUGGCAUAUUGUUGUUUACACCAAAGGCCGCACAGCAGUCCCCAUGUGUCCACACUGACGUGGCUUUCAAUACCGGCUUUGUGGCUAUCUAUCGGUCUCUUUGGAUGGCCAAUGCCUGGCUUGAGGAGGUGGUUAGCCUGCCUGGGUUCAAGCAGGUGUCUUCUUUGUCUGAAAUUUACCCGGUGGUGGCAGCCGCACAGGUCUGGGGCAGGGAAUGGACCAAUACUAUGGUCAUUUUCCUGAUUGAUAAUGCUGACAUAGCAGAUUUCUUGACUAGUGGUCGGCCUACUUCCAAAGAGAUCAUGUCCUUUGCCAGAAGGUUUAUGUGGCUGUCUUUGAUUUAG
Hyla sarda is the source of this 2310-nucleotide messenger RNA. Its product is annotated as integrin alpha-D-like. The coding region runs from base 253 to 2310 and encodes 685 amino acids. Lineage: Eukaryota; Metazoa; Chordata; Amphibia; Anura; Hylidae. The record is from RefSeq and is a predicted model, not a curated record. The transcript is spliced from 13 exons.